CAGUUUAUGAGGUAACCAUCUCAAAUCUUUUUGCUACUACUACUCUUCUUCGUUGCUCGCUUUACCGGAGCUUUCCAACCGUGGAUCGGAAAAGGCAGCUAAUAUCAAGCAACGAAACUAGUUCGUUGGUCUACCGUCCUCGGCCCUUUAAACGCCACCCCGAAAACGGUCUUUGGUUCUCGGCUUAGGCUAGACUUUGAAUAGCAACUUACUCGCAACUACAAUAAGUCCAGGCCAACGAGUCGACGCUCAAGCUCAACGAGAUCAUCGCGACUAAAAGUCGUUGGCCACUUGACAAGCUGCCGAGAUCCGAAACUAUAUACACCCAUCGUCGCCCCAACCCUUGGCCACGGGAUAUAUCGAGUAUUCUGAUACCAAACACCCAGCGCUACCCAAGAAGAUGGAUCGCAUGGGCUUUCAGAUGCCUCCGAUGGGGGCGCCACCGAUUAUGAACCCCCCACCACAGAUAUUCGGCGGCUACGAUGGGAUGCCGAUGCAGCUUCCGCCCGACAUGACGGCGCAUAUGUUUGGCGACCAUAGUACCCUAUUAGAUGAUGCCAAUGAGGCCAAGAGGAGGAGGAUCGCGAGGGCUUGUGACAUGUGCAGAAAGAAGAAGAUCAAGUGCGAUGGAAAACUCCCAGCAUGCACACACUGCAUUAACUAUAAGACGGAUUGUGUUUUUACACAAGUAGAGAAGAAGAGGAGUCCGCCCAAGGGUGCCAAGUAUAUUGAGGGCCUCGAGAAUCGACUGGGGCGGAUGGAGAGCUUAUUGAGGCUCUCUGGUUUACUUGGAGAAGACGAUGGCGCCACAGAUCUCGGCACCCUGGAGAAGAGACUGGCGGAGAAGAACCGGGAAUCGAGACAGGCCUCAAUGGCAGCCACUUCGAGCCCGACAUCUCCUUCGCAAACGGCAUCGGGGCAGGAUGCAUCCACGCCCCAGAGCGCUCUGGCAUCACCAGAGCCCAGGACGGACAAAGAAAAGGAUGAGCGAGGAUCGUCUCUUACACCGGCCAAGAAGGAAGGAGAAGAACAAGAAGUAGAGACACUAUCAGAAAUGAUGUGCUCAUUAGUGACGAAUAACUCGGGCGAGACCAGAUACAUUGGAUCCUCGUCUGGAUUCUCCAUCUUCUCGCCCCGUGGAAUUCAAUGGGUAAACGAGACGACAGGUGACAACUCUUUCCAGCAGAUGAUCUCGGAUGUCUCUAUCGACGACCACAAAUGGACCAACUGGAAGCCCGAGGUUUUUCAAGACUUGUUCCGGCGGCCAGUAUUUAUCCCUAUCCCUCCCAAGCCUGAGGCUAUGUCGCUUCUCAAGGAUUAUUUUGAGAACUUCAACUGCAUGUUCCCCCUCUUUCACCAGCCGACUUUCAUGCACUUGGUGGAGAGACAGUACUCGAAUGAUCCUUACGAGGGUUCUGGAUGGUGGGCCAGCUUCAACUGCGCUUUGGCCUUUGCCCACAGACUGCGAGUGAUGAGCAACCUGGUGCCGCAGGAGGAGGACGACAAGGCAUGGAAGUACAUCAAGAAUGCCAUGGGCGUUUUUUCUGAGCUCACGAUGCGAAACACUGAUCUUUUGAGCGUUCAGGCGCUCUUGGCUAUGGCCCUGUUCAUGCAGGGCACGCCAAACCCGCAGCCGACAUUCCUGCUUAUUGCUACGGCUAUCCGCCUGUCGCACAGCAUCGGACUUCACAAGCGCGCGACGGGUUUUAACCUUAAUCCAAUUGAGCUUGAGCAGCGAAAGCGCGUUUUUUGGAUAGCGUACAUGCUAGACAAGGAUCUUUGCUUGAGAUCCGGGCGGCCGCCAGCUCAGGAUGACAACGACAUGAAUGUCGAGCUGCCAGACGCCGAUCCGGAGGACAAUAUUGGCAAUAUUCCCUUGGCCGAUGGUAAAGGCAAAAUGAACCUUUUCCGAGUAAUGUGCGAACUUGCGGUCAUCGAGAGCCGCGUGUACAACCGUUUGUACGCGACAAAGGCAACCAAGCAAACUGACGGCGAGCUUCUCAACACCAUUGGCGAGCUGGAUCAGGAGCUUGAAGAUUGGAAGGAUAGGAUACCGAUCGACUUCAGGCCUGAGCACGAGAUCAAGGCGUCGCACACACCGCUGAUGCUUCACGUUAUAAUUUUGCAUUUCACAUACUACAAUGCUUUGACAACCAUCCACCGCAUGUCGGUUCAUCACGGCUACUGGAAUAGCAGGUUAUCAAACUACGCGAUUCAAGGGCUAAAUGCGAAGCCGCUCAACCCCAGGAUCUUCUCCUCGGCGGCUUUGUGUUCUGCUGCGGCAAGGGCUUCGAUAUCCUUACUCAAGUACAUUCCGCAAGGUGAUUUGUCGGUUAUAUGGCUCAUCCUUUACUUCCCUGUAUCGGCACACGUCACUUUAUUCGGCAACAUCAUUCAAAACCCCCUGGAUCAACGCGCACGCUCUGACGCUCGUCUGAUGAGUGUUGUCGUUCAAUUCCUAUCUACCCUUGGCUCAGAGGCGGAAACAGGUGGUGUGCACCGCAUGUUGGCUGUGUGUAACGAAUUUGAGCGUAUCGCCAAACUGGUCAUCGACAAGGCGGAGAAGGACAACGCCGGGCGCCGCAAGCGAAAGAAUAACGAAGUCGCCGCUAGUAACAACAAGCCAAGCAGCGGUAACAGGGAUCAGCAGUCGACACCACGCCCGCAGAGCAGCUCUGCCCACACACCUAGGGCACAGCAACUCGUAUAUACACCCAACGGCAGCCAGAUGUCGCCCGGACCAACGCCAAGCAACCAGAGCACGCCAUACCACGGCGGUCGGAUGAGCAAUCAGUCCAGUCCGGCCAUGACCCCGAACAAUUGGCCACCGCAGGGCGAUUACGUACCCGGCAGUUCUGGCAUGGAAGGCAUGGAAUAUGGCGGGAACGUCAACUUCGCCGAGAUGACUGGCUUUACGGCGGACAUCAGGCAGGGUGUUCCGCCAGCGUCGGCUUACUUCACCCAGCCCCACCUGCCGCCUGACCUGUACUCGCUGCCGGUCAGUCUGGACUGGGAUUGGGCCGAGAUGAGCGGUGGCGCUUAUCCCAGUGUCGAAAACGGUGCCGUUGGGGCUAUGGGGCUCGGACAAGGAGCACCGCCGCCUGGACUGCAACAUUGAGCAAGCAAUAUGGCUUUAUGAUGUACAGAAAAGGUCUUUUAUGAGUGGUAAUGUGUUUAUUCCGUCUUUGACUUCACCAUUUGUCUUUUAUUUCUACUUGAUUUUCUUGUUUCACGAUAGGUUAUAUCCCAAGAUAGGUUGGCAUUAAAUGAGGUGUUUCCUUUUUUUGCAUUCCAUACAGAGUGUGUUAUCACUUGCUGGCCUUGCAACUGUUGCAUAUACGGCUUCGCUUUAUUAUGUUACUGAUCGGAGUUGAUUGUUUACUGCAUCUGCAUUAUCUGGUGUAUAAAAACACAUCACACAUGCUCCGUCCUCCCUACAUUCCGUUUUUACGGCCCAGUCUGUACCAGAUUUAUUCCCUGGGACCUUUUGUCAUUGGACACAUUUAUCUUGUACACUUCCACCAGGUGAAUACAUGAUCUUUUUCUCUUUCUUUUUUUUUUUUACUUCGCAGAACAUCUUCUGAUACCAAAGUACCGGUAUUAUUUACCAUGGAUAUAUAGUUCCCACGAUCAUCAAUCAUGUUUAUA
Pyricularia grisea is the source of this 3648-nucleotide messenger RNA. RefSeq lists its product as uncharacterized. Gene Ontology annotation, biological process: DNA-templated transcription; regulation of DNA-templated transcription. The transcript is spliced from 5 exons. The coding region runs from base 401 to 3118 and encodes 905 amino acids. The record is from RefSeq and is a predicted model, not a curated record. Lineage: Eukaryota; Fungi; Ascomycota; Sordariomycetes; Magnaporthales; Pyriculariaceae. Gene Ontology annotation, molecular function: DNA-binding transcription factor activity, RNA polymerase II-specific; DNA binding; zinc ion binding.